Cylas formicarius (sweet potato weevil) is the source of this 1218-nucleotide messenger RNA. RefSeq lists its product as uncharacterized. Bases 1 to 1218 code for a protein of 405 amino acids. NCBI's taxonomy places the organism in Eukaryota, Metazoa, Arthropoda, Insecta, Coleoptera, Brentidae. Gene Ontology annotation, molecular function: catalytic activity. The transcript has 4 exons. The record is from RefSeq and is a predicted model, not a curated record.
AUGAGGAAACUCAUGCUGCAGAUGAACAACAUUCACUCCGUUGUAACAAAGAUUGGAGAUAUACAUAUAACAAACAUUUACAAGCCUCCAAAAAUGCUUUGGCCACCACAGGUUACAGACUUGCGCCCACACCCAGCUGUCUACCUAGGAGACUUUAAUAGCCACCACCAGGAAUGGAAAUAUAGCAAAAACGACGAAAAUGGAGAUACUCUGGUGGUUUGGGCAGAGAGAAACCAACUUUUUCACGUUUUCGAUGCUAAAGCCAAGGGCACAUACAGGUCCGCUGCGUGGAAGCAGGAAUACAACCCUGAUUUGUGCUUUGUGACAAGAGACCAGUACCAUAAACCUGUACCAACUAGAAGAAAAGUGCUCGACAACUUCCCUCAUAGCCAGCACAGACCCAUUAUUUACGAAAUAGGUAUCCAAGUUCCACUAAUCACAUCUGUCCCUCGACCACGCUGGAAUUUUGGCAGAGCUAACUGGACCUCCUUUGCCAUUGAGCUUGACAAGUGCCUCCCCUGGAUUCCGCCGACGCACAAAAAUUACGAUAGGUUCAUUGGUGCCGUCAUCUCUUCUGCUAAGAAACAUGUCCCAAGGGGCUAUCGCAAAGAGUACGUUCCUGGUUGGAACGAAAAUAGCGACCGUCUCUACCAACAAUUCCUUGACAGCGGCGACGGUGAGAUAGCAGAUGAACUCCUCCACAGCCUGGACAAAGCUAGAAGGGAUAAAUGGACAAGCACAGUCGAGUCACUGGACUUCAAAAAAUCGAGCCGCAAAGCGUGGUCUCUUUUAAGAAAACUAGGAGAUGACGGCCCAACUUCAAGGGGGAAAAGCAUCAAGCAAUUCACGACUAACAUUAAGAAGCAGCUGAAGCACCUAAAACUGACCAGCCCGGAAGAAUCAACAUUCUCCUGCCCCUUUACUAUAGAAGAGGUGAACACAGCAAUCAAAGACACAAAGAGCGGCAAAGCACCUGGACUGGAUGGCGUCCACCCAGAGUUUUUGAUACACUGUGGAAAGUCGUGGCGACUUAAGCCGAAUCCGAACAAGACAGAGGUAUGCUGUUUCCACCUAAACACCAAAAUGGCUCACAGGCAGCUCCAAGUCUAUGCUGACAACCACCUGCUAACACACAACACCACCCCAAAAUAUCUGGGAGUGGCUCUAGACAGAACACUGUCUUUUAAACAACACCUCCAAAAUACAGCAGCCAAAUGA